This is a messenger RNA of Metarhizium brunneum ARSEF 3297, 1062 nucleotides long. It is a transcript of the gene ABP140, whose product is annotated as tRNA(Thr) (cytosine(32)-N(3))-methyltransferase. Gene Ontology annotation, molecular function: tRNA (cytidine-N3)-methyltransferase activity. The record is from RefSeq and is a predicted model, not a curated record. NCBI's taxonomy places the organism in Eukaryota, Fungi, Ascomycota, Sordariomycetes, Hypocreales, Clavicipitaceae.
AUGACUGUGCCUGGUAACGUCUCCAACGAGGCCGACGAUGGCUCAACUCCUCCGGUGAGGGAGUUGGAGUCGUUGACCAUUGCGGGAAAAACCGAUGCGAGUGCAGAAGUGCCGGCGCACCGGUCACACGAUCCGACCAAGAAUUCAAAACGGACCGAUCCCUUCCAGUUUGGAAGCCGCUAUCUGAGCGAGGGGGACGAUGUCUUUGAGUUCAAUGCCUGGGACCAUGUCGAGACUGACGACGCGUACAAGGAAUACGCUGAACGUCAGUUUGAGAUGCAACGCCAAGCACCAGUUUCUGAAUUUGAUAAGAGCAGGUUCAAUGGCAAUCCAGCCAAGUGGUGGAAUCUCUUCUACAAAAACAACGCUUCAAACUUUUUCAAAAACCGCAAGUGGCUCCAACAAGAGUUCCCCGUCCUUGCUGAAGUAACCAAGGAGGAUGCUGGUCCCAAGGUAUUACUUGAAAUCGGCGCUGGCGCUGGUAACACAGCAUUCCCUGUGCUUGCCAACAACCAGAAUCCCAAACUCAAAGUCCAUGCGUGCGACUUUUCCAAGACUGCUGUAGAGGUUAUGCGCAACCAUGAGGCAUACGACACAAAUUUCAUCCAAGCCGAUGUUUGGGAUGUCGCAGGAGAAAGCCUUCCCCCUAACGUUGAAGAAGGAUCCGUAGAUGUCGCAGUUAUGGUGUUCAUUUUCUCAGCCCUGUCGCCCAGAGAGUGGGCACAAGCUGUCCGAAACGUUCAUAAAGUGCUAAAACCUGGCGGCUUGGUCUGCUUCCGAGACUAUGGAAGAGGGGACCUCGCCCAGGUUCGCUUCCGCAAGGGGCGCUAUCUGGAAGAGAACUUCUACAUUAGAGGCGACGGAACUCGCGUGUACUUUUUCGACCAGGACGAAUUGGCCAAGAUAUGGUCAGGUGAAGCUUACACCGACGACCUUGACAACCCCGACAUGCCCCAGUUCGAGAUAGAGAACCUUGGUAUCGAUAGACGAUUACUGAUAAACAGAGCCGAAAAGCUCAAAAUGUAUCGGUGCUGGCUGCAAGGCCGGUUUAGAAAGACAUAG